AUGGACCUGCACAACAUUGCUCUCAACGAUCAAGAAGAAGGCGAAGAAAGCGUUUCCUCGACCUUCGAUCAUGCUGACCUCUCUGAUUCCUCUGCGAUGAGCGAGGAGCCAAGGCUGCAGCUGAAGGACAAGGGCACGGUGCUGUUCAGCGACUACAUCAAGCAGACGCGCAAGCUCAUCAACCCCAACUUCCAGCCCAUCUUCGCCGCCGUGAGCCACCUCACGCUCGGCGUGCACGCGCCGCCGCCCACCAAUCACCACCGCGACGUGUGGGCCCUGUUCGCCAACCAGAUCAACCGACUCGUGCCGGCCAAGCGGCCGCAGCCGGUGGCCAUUCUCAACGACCUCAGCUUCUACGCCCGCCCCGGCGAGAUGACCCUGAUCCUCGGCGCGCCCGGGUGCGGGAAGAGCUCGCUGCUGAAGCUGCUGGCCAACCGACUGCGGGCGGGCAAGGUGCACGGGAGCCUGACCUUCAACGGCAAGGUGCCCAAGCGCAAGCACUACCACCGCGACGUGGCCUUCAUCCAGCAGGAGGACGUGCACCUGGCCACGCUCACCGUCAAGGAGACGCUGCGCUUCAGCGCCGACUGCCAGAUGCCGGCGGGCGUGGCGGCCAAGGUCAAGGCCGAGCGCGUGGAGGCCAUCCUCCAGCUGCUGGGCCUCACGCAUCGGGCCGACACGAUCGUGGGCGACGCGCUGCUGCGCGGCGUGUCGGGUGGGGAGAAGAAGCGCGUGACGGUGGGCAUCGAGUGGACCAAGUCGCCCGGCGUGUGGCUGUUCGACGAGCCCACGACGGGCCUGGACUCGUCGGCGUCGUUCGACGUCAUGCGCGCGCUGCGCACCAUCGUCAACAUGGGCGGCACGGGCCUCGUGUCGCUGCUGCAGCCCAGCUACGAGACCUUCCACCUGUUCGACAAGGUGAUGAUCCUCACGCGCGGCGAGAUCGCCUUCCUGGGCAAGCGCACCGACGCACUGCCCUACUUCGAGCGGCUGGGCUACAAGUGUCGCUCCACGCUCAAUCCCGCCGAGUUCCUCCAGGAGGUGGUUGAGUCGACGCUGAGCGCCAACCCGAGCAAGUACCGAGCGGUGGAUGAGGCCCAGGCCCAUGGCGAUGAAGACGACGAUGGCGGCGACAAUGCGGCGGCGAUGGCUGACGAAGAUUUCGAUUGGCUGGAGCCGAAGGACUUUGUGGCAGCGUACAAGGCGUCGGAGCACUACGCACACGUCAUCGACACCAUCAACGACACCAACAAGGACCUCGCUCCUCACCCCGACCACAGUGAGCACACAGACGACCACGCGGCCAAGAUCGAGCUGGUGGACUACGCCCGCGAUGCCAAAUACCCCACCUCCAUACCUACGCAAUACUGGCUGCUGACCAAGCGCGCGCUGACCCGCGAGUGGCGCGACAAGACCACCAACCUCAUGCGGAUCUUCAACACCUGCCUGCUGGCGUGCAUCCUGGGCACGCUGUUCCUGCGGCUGGGCUACCACCAGUCGGACAUCAACUCGCGCGUGGGCCUCACCUUUGCCGUGCUGGCCUACUGGGCCUUCGGCUCGCUCACGGCGCUGCCGCUCACCAUCUUCGAGCGGCCGGUGUUUUACAUGCAGCGCGACCAGAAGUACUAUCGCACGUCGCCCUAUCUCUUCUCCACCAUCGUCGCCGAGAUUCCGACGAUGAUGGUCGAAGUGGGCGCCUUCUCGAGCAUUCUUUACUGGCUGGCCAACCUCAACGCGGGCGACGAUGGCGCCCGCUUCGGCUACUUCGUCUACAUGUGCUUCCUGUUCUACUGGACGAUGCGUUCAUUCACGCGCAUGGUGUCGGUGUGGUCGCCCUCGCUGCUCUACGCCCAGAGCUUCGCACCCACGUUCAUCGCCAUGCUUCUCAUGUUCGGCGGCUAUCUUGUCCCGCGCAUCCACAUCUACGGUUGGUGGAUCUGGAUGUACUGGGCCAAUCCGGUGUCGUACGCCUUCCAGGGCCUGGCCUCCAACGAGUUCUGGGGCCGCGAGUACUCCUGCGAGGACUCCGAGCUCGUGCCGCCCACGUCGGAGGCGAACUUCAACCUGCCCUACCCGCAGGGCUUCGCGGGCAGCCAGGCGUGCCCGGUGACGAGCGGGACGGACUACAUCGUGAACAGCUACGGCAUCUUCGACCGCGAGUGGCUCAAGUGGAUCAUGGCCGUGUGCGUGAUCGGGUGGUGGGUGAUCUUCACGCUGGCGACCUACGCGGGCAUGCGGUUCGUGCGGCACUCGCCGCCGAAGAAGCCGCGCAUGAAGAGCGUCGAGGUGAGCGAGGAGCAGGAGCGCGAGAUGAAGCAGUUCAACAUCAAGGCCGUCAAGGCCCACCACCUCAACCACACCCACAAGCACGCCCAUGGCCACGCCCACAGCGACGACGAGUCCAAGAAGGCCGGCGAGCUGAAGAAGAUGGACAGCUUUGCUGACAUCGAAGAGGCGCCGGUCAAGGAGGGAAUGGAGGUGGAGAAGAUGGGCGGAGAGUUCGUGGAAGGAGGAGCGUACCUGUCGUGGCACCACCUGAAUUACUCGGUGUUCGCGCGCGACGGGAUUGUGAAGAAGAAGGAGCUGAAGCUGCUGCACGACGUGUCGGGCUUCGUCAAGCCCGGCAUGAUGCUCGCUCUCAUGGGGUCGUCGGGCGCGGGCAAGUCGACGCUGAUGGACGUGCUGGCGCGGCGCAAGACGGGCGGCAAGAUCACGGGCGAGGUGCUGGUCAACGGGCGCAAGACCGACGCCAACCUGUCGCGCAUCAUCGGAUACGUCGAGCAGCAGGACAUCCACGCGCCCACGCAGACCAUUUACGAGGCCAUCGAGCUCUCUGCCCUCUGUCGGCUGCCAGCGGCGAUUCCAGUGGAGGAGAAGAAGAAGUACGCGCGCAGCCUGCUCAAGAUCCUGGGCCUGGAGAGCAUCGCCAACCGGGUGAUCGGGGUCAACGCCGCCGACGGCAUCUCGGCCGACCAGCGCAAGCGCGUCACCAUCGGCGUCGAGAUGGCCGCCGACCCGGCCAUUCUCUUCCUCGACGAGCCCACCUCCGGUCUCGACUCCUUCGGCGCUGAGCGCGUCAUGACUGCCGUUCGCAACAUCGCCGGCCGCGGGACGUCGGUGGUGUGCACGAUCCAUCAGCCUUCGGCGACGAUCUUUGGCAUGUUCACGCAUCUGCUGCUGCUCAAGAAGGGCGGCUUCACGACCUACUUCGGCCCGAUCGGGAAGAGCGAGGGCGACUACUCGGUGCUGCUGGACUACUUCUCGGCCAUGGGCCACACCAUGAAGCCGCACCAGAAUCCGGCCGAGUUCAUUCUCGAGGUGACCGGCGCCGGCAUUCCCAAGACCGACGACGCCAAGCCCGACCCGGACGCCGCAGAGCACGCAGAGAAGGACGUGGAGAUGGGCCACAAGGACGAGAACUUCUACGUCGAGGCCUACAAGCACUCCCAGUUCUACGCCGACACCGAGCAGAAGCUGGCGGCCGGCAUCUUCCCGGCAGUGGAGAAGGUGGACGACGAGGAGAAGAGCCGGUGGCGCAAGAUCAAGGAGCGGCUCACGAACCGCUACGCGAGCACCUACCUCCAGCAGUUCACGCAGACCAUGAAGCGCAGCUUCCUGGCCUACUGGCGCAGCCCCGAGGAGUUCCUCCAGAAGGUGGCCGUGCCGCUGGUGCUGGGCGUCAUCAUCGGGACCUACUUCCUGCAGCUCAACGACACGCAGCAAGGCGCCUUCCAGCGCGGCGGUCUGCUCUACUUCUCGAUGUUGGUCUCCAAUUUGCUCGGCAUUCAGCUGAAGGCCAAGGUGAUCCAAGAGCGUCCGUUCAUGUAUCGUGAGCGGGCAUCGCGGACCUACACGUCGCUGGUCUAUCUGGCCGGCCUCGUUCUGGUCGAGAUCCCCUUCGUGCUCUUUAACACCGUGGCCUUUGUGGUCCCGGUGUACUUCAUCGCGGGGCUGCAGUACGACGCCGGUCGCUUCUGGAUCUUCUUCGCCAUCUACCUCCUCGCCAACCUCCUCUCGAUCGCCAUCGUCUACGCCAUCUGCCUGGCGUCGCCCAACAUCACGCUGGCUAACGCGCUGUCGGCGCUGGUGUUCACGCUGUUCUCCAACUUUGCGGGCUUCCUCAUCACGCGCGACAACAUUCCCGGCUGGUGGAUCUGGGCCCACUACAUCGAUCUCGACAUGUAUGGCAUCGAAGCACUCCUCAUCAACGAAGUCACGGGGAUGACGAUCAAGUGUUCCGCGAGCGAGCUGGUGCGGGUGCCGAUCGCAUCGGUGCCGGGCGCGUUCAAGGAGUUCUGUCCGAUCACGACGGGCGAGGCCUUCCUCGAGAGCCUGGGCAUGUCGGCCGACAACCUGCUGCGCGACUCGCUGGUCAUGCUGGGCUGGUGGAUCGCGCUCAUCGUCGCGUGCGCCCUGCUGCUCAAGUUCGUCGUCCACCAGAAGCGUUAG
This is a messenger RNA of Acanthamoeba castellanii str. Neff, 4449 nucleotides long. RefSeq names its product ABC2 type transporter, putative. The record is from RefSeq and is a predicted model, not a curated record. Gene Ontology annotation, molecular function: ATP binding; ATP hydrolysis activity; ABC-type transporter activity. Gene Ontology annotation, cellular component: membrane. The transcript has 14 exons. Lineage: Eukaryota; Discosea; Longamoebia; Acanthamoebidae. Bases 1 to 4449 code for a protein of 1482 amino acids.